AUAUAUACUUAUACUUGUGUGCAGUAAAAUAAGUUGGCUAGAUCAGUUAUUUUUAACUAUACGAUAUUAGAAAAACUAGCUUGUUAAUCAUCGAGUUUAGAAUAUUGUCGUCAAUAUAUAAACGUUUUGUAGUUUGUAUGAAAAAGUAUUUUCGAACAAUGGUUAUUCCGUCUGUUGUUCAUUGGUUUCGUUUAGACCUAAGAAUUCACGAUAACCUCGCACUUAGAAAUGCAAUUAAUGAGGCCGAGAACAGAAAUCACAUUUUGAGACCAAUAUAUGUUAUAGACCCUGAGGUAAAAAAUCGCAUAGGCACAAAUAGACUCAGGUUUCUCAUUCAAAGUUUACAAAACCUGGACACAAAUUUGCGGAAACUUAACACACGUCUUUAUAUUGUAAAAGGUACGGCAACAGUAUCAUUACCAAAAGUCUUUGAAAAUUGGAAUGUGAAAUAUUUAAGUGUACAAGUUGAUAUUGAUCCUGAAUAUGUUGCGCAAGAUGAAGUAAUUGAAAAGUUCUGUGAAGAAAAUGAUAUUUUCGUAGUAAAACGUGUUCAGCAUACAGUAUAUGACGUUCAAGGAAUUUUAAAGAAAAAUAAUGGUAAUGUACCAUUAACAUACCAAAAGUUUUUAUCUUUAGUUAAGGAUCAACAAGUAAGAGACUGUAUUGAGUUAAAUAAGAAAUUAUCUGAUUGCUGUAAGCCUGAAGAUAUAGAAUCUAAAGAUUAUGACAUUCCACCGUUGGAAGAGUUGGGUAUUGAUGAAUCUUGCCUUAUUGAAUGUAAAUACCAAGGCGGAGAAACAGAAGCAUUAAAUAGGCUGAAUAUGUACAUGGCUAAAAAGCAGUGGGUAUGUGCUUUUGAAAAGCCAAACACAUCGCCAAACAGUUUGGAACCAAGCACUACCGUUUUGAGUCCCUAUAUAAGCCAUGGCUGUUUGUCAGCAAAACUUUUCUAUCACAAACUUAAACAGGUAGAGAGUGGCAAUAGGCAUAGCGAACCACCUGUAUCACUGAUGGGCCAAUUGAUGUGGCGAGAGUUCUAUUAUACAGCUGGGGCUGGUACUAAAAACUUUGAUAAGAUGGUUGGAAAUUCUGUGUGUACUCAAAUACCAUGGAAGAAAAAUGAUGCUUAUUUGCAAGCAUGGGCUGAAGGGAAAACUGGAUAUCCUUUUGUAGAUGCUAUUAUGCGUCAAUUAAGACAAGAGGGUUGGAUACAUCAUUUAGCACGACACAUGGUUGCAUGCUUUUUAACACGUGGGGAUCUCUGGGUAUCGUGGGAAGAUGGAGCUAAAGUUUUUGAAGAUCUUCUCCUCGAUUAUGAUUGGUCUUUAAAUGCUGGUAACUGGAUGUGGUUAUCAGCCUCUGCAUUCUUUUACAAGUAUUUCAGAGUGUAUAGUCCUGUUGCAUUUGGAAAGAAAACUGAUAAGGAGGGACUGUAUAUUCGAAAAUAUGUUACCGAGUUGAAAAAGUACCCUACUGAAUUUAUUUAUGAACCAUGGAAAGCACCUAAGUCCGUGCAAACAGCUGCUGGUUGUGUAAUUGGUGUAGAUUACCCUAAGCGAAUAGUUGACCAUGACAAAAUUCAUAAAGAAAAUAUGCAAAAAAUGUCAGCAGCUUAUAAACUUAACAAGGAAAAAAAAUCCCUUAAAAGACCCAGAUCUGACUAAGUUUAAAAAGGUUAAUGUUAUACAAGGGCGUUGCAAGUAAUUAACUUUCAAAUAAAUUUAUUUUAUACAGUUGAAAAAUAAAUGGAUGUAUUUCUGGUGAUGCUCUUUGUGUCGAAGUAUGUAAAAGUUUCUAAGCUACAAAUUUUACAGAAAUCAAUAUAAUGUUUGAAAAUUUAAUUAAAAGGUUAUUUAAAUAAUUAAAAGGUUUUCACAAUGAGCCUAAAAUGUAUGUAAUGCAGAACCAAAAUGUUAUAGAACUGAAAUUUGAGGCUUGAUUUAAUUUUUAUAGGAUGUUAACGAAACCUCAUACCACGAGUCACGAACUCACGACUCAAUCAAUUAUCAAUGUGUAGUAGUCUCGAAUUAUUAACAGUUUCUCCAAAUCCAUUUUUUUCUAUUCUGUACAAGAAUGAAGAAAUGCAACAGUAGAAAAUGUAAAUUGCCAAGCACAGACUCACAAGUUACUAUAGAGUAUAGAUACUUAAUGUCAAGUUACCAUUGGUUAAAAGUAAAAACCAUUUGUUUUGAUUU
Messenger RNA from Pieris rapae (cabbage white), 2195 nucleotides. It is a transcript of the gene phr6-4, whose product is annotated as cryptochrome-1. The transcript is spliced from 2 exons. NCBI's taxonomy places the organism in Eukaryota, Metazoa, Arthropoda, Insecta, Lepidoptera, Pieridae. Gene Ontology annotation, cellular component: cytoplasm; nucleus. Bases 138 to 1664 code for a protein of 508 amino acids. Gene Ontology annotation, molecular function: FAD binding; DNA binding. Gene Ontology annotation, biological process: circadian regulation of gene expression; entrainment of circadian clock by photoperiod. The record is from RefSeq and is a predicted model, not a curated record.